AUGAAAAAUUGGAAAAUAAGGAAACUGCUAGAUGUGGUAAGUAUAGCGCAUGUUUUCUUUAUCGAAAAGUGCGGAGGAAGUAGAAAUGCUCUUUCGUAUGGGGAUAUAGCAGUGGAGAAGAAGGGCUUAGAUCUUGAUUGGUUUGUGCCAGAUAUGAGAGGUAGUAAUAUAUGGAACCUGUCAAAAUCGAUAGAAGAGUUCAGGGAUACAUACACUCUGCCUCUGCUGCCCACAGAAGAGAAUGCUGCAUCUGCCAUCCUUUCUACCUGUAUCAAGACAAAUAAUGGCGCUAAACCAAAUAUAGGAGAAAAAAGAAGAGCAGAAAGUACGAGUGACUCCGACGCAUCCAACUCUCAGCCAGCGCGAAAGAAUAGGAAAAAAGAAGUGGCUCAAAACCAGCAUCCGCAAAUGCCUAAAAGCCCAUCCAAGAAAGGAGAAAAAAUAGAGAACUUCAACAUCAAGCUAUGGAACACGAUAAGACUCACAAACAAAAGAAGGUCAAAUUACAACACACACCACCAAACAGUGUACAGAUUUAAUUUUUAUAACUUUUGUGACUACAUGGCCUACGAAAUCAUGAAGGACUCCUACCAACAAAAGAUCAGAAAAAGCAUAAAAAACUUCUCUGAAAAAAUUGCCUUUCUAAUAGAACGGAAUGCGCUAUGGUGCUUCAUUGCAGGAAGAAGCACGAACGUAAUCACAAAAAACAAAGAUCUCUUGGGGCUGCAAAGUCUGUUUAAAGAUGAGAAAGAUGCGUGCAGAAAAUUGGUGGAGGGUUUCAAGGGAUACUAUCCCGGUGUGUUCAAAGACAUGCUAGCAUAUAUGGAAAAGCACAAGCCGCUGAGAGCUAUAAAAAGCUUCCCAACAACUGUGUGGGAUGAAAAGCUGGGUGAUAUCUAUAUGCGGAAAAACCUGGACUUAAACUAUGGGGUGCUGGAAGACCAGAAAAAGAUCAGCCAGAUAGACGAAAAGUAUUCUGCACUAGCCUAUGCAGUGCACAUGGUUCUUGCGCUCCCUGAAAUGCACCAAGACUUUUUCUGGGUUGGCAUAGACCACAUACAAAAUAGCAAAAUAUUCCAAGACUCUUUUAGAAAUAAACAGGCCCAACAGGUUCUGCUGUCUCUAUGCACAUUGGCAAGAGAGCCUUCAGAUGAUCCCACAAAAAAAGAAAAUGAGUAUAAAAAUAUUCACAUAGCUCUCCAGAAUGUAUAUGCGAAAGAUGCACAGCAUAAGCCAACAGUGUUUGAGCUGUAUAGAGAUAUAUACAUGAUUCUUGCAGAUUUCUAUGAGAACGCAGCAGUCUUCGAUAGUAAAAGCUACGUCUUGUUGGGCAAGUGUGUUAUAAAACAUCAAAGAUAUGUUAGAUACGAGAUGAUCUAUGGAUUUGAGCCAGAUAGCUCUUCUAUACAGAACUACGGAUACACAUAUUCAUUUGAGAUAGAUAGAUGGGAUGUUUCCCCAGAUGUAAAACCGCACUAUCACGUGUUCUAUGUGGACAACACAAUGCAUCAGCUCAGAAGAGUGUGCAUGCCCAUAUACAAAAAAGACGGCAGCAAUGAAGAGCACUAUUUACACACAGUUGAUGGCAUAGUAGAGUAUAUAAAAAAGCUGUAUGAAAUAGAGACAGACAUUGUGCACCCAUUCAAAGUAAGAAAAAGAACGAAAGAAUGGUCGUACAUCAGGAAAGAUGAAAGAAAGCUGACAGCAAAAGAACUAGCAGCAUACGAGCUAGUGUUCUACCGCAUUGACGAAGAUUUAGAAAAAACAAAGUUUACAUUUGCAGAGUUUAGGCCUUUUAUCCAGCAAAGCAAGAAUACCAUUAGAAUACCGCUGUUUCUUACGCGUUUGAUGGUGGAUGCAGUGGACUUAGGCCCUUUUGUUAAGGAGAAUGCGCAUGCAGAGAUAGAUGCAGAAAUAGAGCUUGAUCGCAUGGUUCCCAAUGUGUACACGUUUGACAGUAAGUACAAAAAGAAGGAAUACUCGAAUUUGCACAAAUACUACAGCAAUUUAUACAUCCUACCAGAUGAAGAGAAGAGGGAAAAUCUUGAUUGCUACAUCAUGGAUUAUCAAGCAAGCGAAGAAGGAAAGAUCAUCAAAGCAGCGUGGAGUGUGGAUAUAACAAAGGGCGUAAAUGUGUAUACACACUGUGCACCGAGUGAAAAGUUCAGAGGGAAAGAAAAUUUAGGAAAGCUUAAUCAUUUUAUCAAUGUAAUAGGCUCGAGGAAGCAUAGAAAUGACAGCACUCUGCAGGGCAUCUGGCUAAGAAAUAAUAAUACAGGAGACAGAAAGACAAAAAGCCAGGCAGAGAAAAUCUACACGUGGAUAGUGAAAGACCAGGGAGAUAAGAUCAAGAAGGACAAAGAUGAAGUUAUGGAAAAAAUAAGAGAAGCAGAUAAGAAGUUUAGAGAAGCAGAUGAAAGAUACAGAAAAGCAAGCGAAAAGCUAGAUGCUUUAAAGAUAUCAGGUAAUAAAAAGGAGAUAGCAGAGGAAGCAGGCGAAAAGAAGGCAGCAUCUGAUGCAAAAUCCUAUAUGAAGAGAAGCUUAGAAGCUUUAUCGAAAGAGCUGGAUGAAGCAGUGUCUGAAAAGCCUGACAAGCACGUAGAGCUUAUAGUGUUCCAAAAUGUGAACAGCAGCAAGUCCAGCUUAGGAGCACACAACGAAGUUCUCGAUGUUUUGAUUUCGCGCUAUAACCAGUAA
Molecule: messenger RNA, 2697 nt
Organism: Nematocida minor
Lineage: Eukaryota; Fungi; Microsporidia
Exons: 1
Coding region: 1-2697 (898 amino acids)
Source: RefSeq, a predicted model, not a curated record